Molecule: messenger RNA, 1098 nt
Organism: Nyctereutes procyonoides (raccoon dog)
Lineage: Eukaryota; Metazoa; Chordata; Mammalia; Carnivora; Canidae
Product: small glutamine-rich tetratricopeptide repeat-containing protein alpha
Exons: 1
Coding region: 144-1085 (313 amino acids)
Biological process (GO): post-translational protein targeting to endoplasmic reticulum membrane
Cellular component (GO): TRC complex; membrane
Molecular function (GO): molecular adaptor activity; protein binding
Source: RefSeq, a predicted model, not a curated record
AGCAGCGCGCUGCGUGGAAGGACGGGCUCCCCGGGCUCCCCGCGAGGUUAAGGAAGCAGGACGCUGCUCGGCUCCCCUACUUGCCGGGAGUCUGUGUUUUUAAAUCUUGAAAACCCCAGGGUAUUGUCUCUUCCUGUCUGAAGAUGGAUAACAAGAAGCGCCUGGCCUACGCCAUCAUCCGGUUCCUGCAUGACCAGCUCCGGCACGGGGGGCUCUCGUCCGAUGCCCAGGAGAGCUUGGAAGUUGCAAUCCAGUGCCUGGAGACAGCUUUUGGGGUGACAGUGGAAGACCAUGACCUCGCCCUCCCUCAGACUCUGCCGGAAAUAUUUGAAGCAGCUGCUGCAGGCAAGGAGGUGCCGCAGGACCUGAGGAGCCCCGAGCGGACCCCGCCUUCAGAGGAGGACUCAGCCGAGGCAGAGCGCCUCAAAACCGAAGGAAACGAGCAGAUGAAGGUAGAAAACUUUGAAGCUGCCGUGCACUUCUACGGGAAAGCCAUCGAGCUGAACCCGGCCAACGCCGUCUACUUCUGUAACAGAGCUGCGGCCUACAGCAAGCUCGGGAACUACACGGGUGCUGUUCAGGACUGUGAGCGAGCCAUCUGCAUAGACCCGUCCUACAGCAAAGCCUACGGCAGGAUGGGCCUCGCUCUCUCCAGUUUGAACAAGCACACCGAGGCCGUGGCUUACUACAAGAAGGCCUUGGAGCUGGAUCCUGAGAAUGAGACUUACAAGUCGAACCUCAAGAUAGCCGAGCUGAAGCUGAGAGAGACGCCGAGUCCCACGGGAGGCGUCGGCAGCUUUGACAUCGCCGGCCUGCUCAACAACCCCAGCUUCAUGAGCAUGGCGUCAAACCUAAUGAACAAUCCGCAGGUUCAGCAGCUCAUGUCCGGGAUGAUUUCGGGCGGCCACAACCCCCUGGGGACUCCCGGCACCAGCCCCUCACAGAACGACCUGGCCAGUCUCAUCCAGGCCGGCCAGCAGUUCGCCCAGCAGAUGCAGCAGCAGAACCCAGAGUUGAUAGAGCAGCUCCGAAGUCAGAUCCGAAGUCGGACCCCCAGUGCCAGCAACGACGACCAGCAGGAAUGACCGCCCUCCCCUC